Vigna umbellata (rice bean) is the source of this 606-nucleotide messenger RNA. Its product is annotated as chitinase 10-like. NCBI's taxonomy places the organism in Eukaryota, Viridiplantae, Streptophyta, Magnoliopsida, Fabales, Fabaceae. Gene Ontology annotation, molecular function: chitinase activity. Gene Ontology annotation, biological process: cell wall macromolecule catabolic process; carbohydrate metabolic process; chitin catabolic process. The record is from RefSeq and is a predicted model, not a curated record.
AUAAAAAGCCUUGCUCCUUGCUGCUGCAUUUCAAGAACUAAACCACACUGUGACCAAAUGACAUCUUCAUUAUUUUCCAUUCUUCCUUCCACCGUAUUAUUUUUCUCUUUUGCUAUUAUCUUCUCUGCACCUUAUGGAGCUGAAGCACGGUUGAAGCCCAAAAUACCCAUCUCUUCUCUCAUCACAAAAACUCUUUUUGACUCAUUUUUCCUACACAAAGAAGACACUGCAUGCCCUGCUAAAGACUUCUACAGCUACGACUCCUUCAUUCUUGCAUCAAAAUCCUUCCCUGCAUUUGGUACCACUGGUUGUUUAGCCACGCGCAAGCGUGAGAUUGCUGCGUUUCUCGCUCAGAUUUCCCAUGAAACCACCGGUGGGUGGGCCACUGCACCCGAUGGCCCAUUUACUUGGGGCUUGUGCUUCAAGGAAGAAAUUAGUCCUCAGAGUAACUACUGUGAUUCCACUAACACUCAAUGGCCAUGCUUCCCUGCCAAAAGUUACAAGGGAAGAGGACCGAUUCAACUUUCUUGGAACUACAACUAUGGACCAGCAGGGAAGGCGUUGGGAUUUGAUGGGUUGAGGAAUCCGGAGAUUGUGGCGAACAAU